AUGGCGCCUUCGCCACCACUCAUCGUGACCACUGACCUGGACGGCCCUCAUCCUGUGGCCGACCCAGCAGCGGCAUCACCUGUUACUCCUCAACGCCACCGUAGGCAAGACUCUGAGCUCUCAGAUCCCACCCACUUGUCCCCCGCUGCCGCCCACGGCGUGUCCCUCGCUGGCCACUCACCAAGCCCAUCCGUCUCCACCGCCCUCACUCCACCCUCUCCCACUCUGUCCAACGCCUCUGGUGGCUCUGUCCACUUUUCGGACGAGGCCACCACGCCACUUUCAUCGCCUGCGGACAACCUCGCCCCGAUCGGCGAGGACGGCGACCUCAAGACCCACAAGCGCGACUGGAGUGUCGGCACCUGGGGGUCAUCGGUGGAGAGCGAACCGAGCCGUGACCUUUCCCCGAUGUCUGCCAAGCCCGUCAACGGCGACAUGCACGUCGAUGCCGAGGGCAACAAGGUCGAGGCACCGCCCAUCGAGCACAUUGAUCCAAACAAGGACAACACCGACCCCACUCCGUUCAAGGAGAAGCCCUCGCGCCUCGCCAUGCUCGUUGACCCCAAGAGCUUGAAUGACCUCGAAGCGAUCGGAGGUGUGACUGGUUUGGUCGACGGCUUGGGUACCAACCCGACCAAGGGUCUCACCACCCACGACGGUGCUGCGCCCCGCUCGUCUGCCGAAAGGCCGAACGGCGGGGGCCAGUGGACCGCCAACUUUGACGACCGCCACCGUGUCUACGGCCGUAACGAUCUCCCCGAGCGCAAGAGCAAGAGUCUCUGGCUGCUCAUGUGGAUGGCGUUCAAGGACAAGGUCCUCAUUCUUCUUUCGGUCGCCGCCGUCGUCUCGCUCGCUCUCGGUCUGUACCAGGACCUCGGCACUGACGGCGAGGAGAUUGCCUGCGACAUUACGCCUGAGAACCCUGACGGUCUCUGUGUUGCACCCAAGGUCGACUGGGUCGAGGGUGUCGCCAUUGUUGUUGCCAUUCUUAUUGUCGUCCUCGUCGGUUCCAUCAACGACUGGCAAAAGGAGCGCCAGUUCAAGAAGCUCAGCGACAAGCGUGACGACCGUACCGUCAAGGUUAUCCGUGACGGCAACGAGCAGGUUAUCAACGUUCGCGAAAUCGUUGUGGGUGACAUUGCUCUCCUCGAGCCAGGAGAGAUUGUCCCCGUCGACGGUGUGUUCCUCCGUGGCCACAAUGUCCGCUGCGACGAGUCUGGUGCCACUGGCGAGUCGGACGCGAUCAAAAAGGUUACCUACGACGAGUGCAUCGCCGAGCGCGACAACCUCCAGCCUGGCCAACGCCAAAAGCUCGACUGUUUUAUGAUUUCCGGUGCAAAGGUCCUUGAGGGUGUCGGCGAGUACGUUGUCAUCUCCGUCGGCACCAACUCGUUCAACGGUCGUAUCAUGAUGGCUAUGCGUGGCGAGACCGAGGAGACUCCUCUGCAGAUCAAGCUUAACGCUCUCGCCGAACUCAUCGCCAAGGCCGGUGCUGGUUCGGGUCUGAUCCUCUUCAUCGCUCUCAUGAUCCGCUACUUUGUCACCCUCGGCACCAACCCGGACAGCAUGGGCUCCCACGGCAACCCCGCCACACCCAACGACAAGGCGCAGGCCUUUAUCCAAAUUCUCAUCAUUUCAGUCACCAUUGUCGUCGUUGCCGUCCCCGAAGGUCUGCCGCUCGCCGUCACGCUCGCCCUUGCGUUUGCCACCAAGCGAAUGACUGCCCAAAACCUGCUCGUUCGUGUUCUUGGCUCGUGUGAGACAAUGGGUCACGCGACUGUUGUCUGCACGGACAAGACUGGUACUCUUACUCAGAACGUCAUGUCGGUCGUUGCUGGAUCGCUUGGUGUUCACGGCAAGUUUGUGCGCGACAUCAAGGACAACCAGGAACGCUCCAUUGGCGACACUGAUGGUGCGGCCCGUGACGACUUUUCGUUUGACAUGGACGAGAUGAACGCCGUCGCUUCGCCCGAGCUCCAGACCCUGUUCAACGACGCCAUCUGCAUCAACUCGACCGCGUUCGAGGACAAGGACGAUGCCGGUAACCUUGAGUUUGUCGGCUCCAAGACCGAGACUGCUCUCCUCCGUUUCGCUCGCGAGCUCAACUGGGCCAACUGGAAGACCACCCGCGAGGGUGCCGACAUUGUCCAAAUGAUCCCAUUCUCGUCCGAGCUCAAGGCCAUGGGUGUCGUUGUCAAGAACGCCGAUGGCACCUACCGUCUCUACAUCAAGGGUGCUUCCGAGGUCCUCACCAAAAAGUGCUCGUCCUACGUCGACGUCCAGCGCCAGCCCACUUCUGGCGUCCACACUCAGGCCUUUGACGACUUGGCCAUGAAGAACAUUGAAAAGACUAUCAUCUUCUACGCCGACCAGACCCUCCGUACCCUUGCUCUCUGUUACCGCGACUUCCCCCAGUGGCCCCCCGCUGGUGCCCCGAACUGCGCUAUCGAUGACGUCCCCUUCGAGCUGCUCUCGCGCGACCUCUCCCUUAUCGCCAUUGUCGGUAUCGAAGACCCUCUCCGCCCCGGUGUCCGUGACGCUGUCAAUGAGUGCCAGGGCGCUGGUGUCGCGGUCAAGAUGUGUACCGGUGACAAUGUCCUCACGGCCCGCUCAAUCGCCAAGCAGUGUGGUAUCUUCACUGCUGGUGGUAUCGUCAUGGAAGGCCCCGUGUUCCGCAAGCUCUCCGAUGCCGACCGCCUCGAGAUUGUGCCCCGUCUCCAGAUUCUCGCCCGCUCGUCCCCCGAGGACAAGAAGCUGCUCGUCAAGACUCUCAAGUCGAUGGGCGAGGUUGUCGGUGUGACUGGUGACGGUACCAAUGACGGUCCCGCACUCAAGCUUGCCAACGUCGGUUUCGCCAUGGGUAUUGCUGGUACCGAGGUGGCCAAGGAGGCUUCGGACAUUAUCCUCAUGGACGACUCGUUCUCCAACAUUGUCCUCGCCAUCAUGUGGGGCCGUUGCGUCAACGACUCGGUCAAGAAGUUUAUCCAGUUCCAGAUCUCGGUCAACAUUACUGCUGUCGUCAUCACCUUCAUCUCGGCCGUCGCUUCGGCUUCCGAGUCGUCCGUCCUCACCGCCGUCCAGCUGCUCUGGGUCAACCUCAUCAUGGACACGUUUGCCGCCCUUGCCCUCGCUACCGACCCGGCCUCGCGUGCGUCGCUCAAGCGCAAGCCGGACCGCAAGGACUCGCCCCUCAUCACUGUGGACAUGUGCAAGAUGAUUGUCGUCCAGGCUAUUUACCAGAUCAUCGUCUGUCUUGUGCUCCACUUUGCCGGUCGCCACAUUCUCAACAUGCCCUAUGGAACCGCCGUUGAGCAGGCUCACUCGUCCGCCGAGCUCCGUACCCUGGUCUUCAACUGCUUCGUGUUCUGCCAGAUCUUCAACCAGCUCAACUGUCGCCGUCUCGACCGCCACUUCAACGUCCUCGAGGGCUUCUUCCGCAACUUCUGGUUCAUUGGCAUUUUCAUCAUCAUGGUUGCCGGCCAGAUCCUCAUCAUCGAGGUCGGUGGCGCCGCCUUUACCGUCCAGCGUCUUGGCGGUCGCGACUGGGCAAUUUCGAUUGUCGUCGGCUUCCUCUCCCUCCCUCUCGGUGUCCUCGUCCGCCUCAUGCCCACCCAGCCAGUCGAGACCUUCCUCGUCAAGAUGAAGAUCUUCCCCGACCCCAACCAGCUCCCUGUCACCUCUGACGAAGAGUCCGAGUCGGACGGCUUCAUCUACAACCCUGCCCUGGAGAAGAUCAAGGACAACCUUACGACGUUUGCCAGUAUCCGUGGUGGUCGCGUCAGUGGAUCCUCCCUCGUUGCCGGAUCGCGUCACGCCCAGCUCCGCAAGGCCGACAUCCAGCUCCCCUCGCUCCUCGCCAUGGUCCCCACUCUCAUUGCGGGUGGUAUCGGCGCCGGUCCCAACUGGGUCACCCAGACCAACGCUCUUGGUCUGCGUAACCCUGCAGCUCACGACCCGAGUCGCUCGACCACGGACCUGUACGCCGGUCGCGUCCAGCUCCACCCGGACACGGACCCCAGCGAUCCCCUCUACGCCAAGUUCGGCCUCACCCCGCCGGGCCGCGACGAAAAGAGCUAG
This is a messenger RNA of Apiotrichum porosum, 4077 nucleotides long. RefSeq lists its product as uncharacterized. The record is from RefSeq and is a predicted model, not a curated record. The coding region runs from base 1 to 4077 and encodes 1358 amino acids. Gene Ontology annotation, biological process: calcium ion transmembrane transport; intracellular calcium ion homeostasis. Lineage: Eukaryota; Fungi; Basidiomycota; Tremellomycetes; Trichosporonales; Trichosporonaceae. Gene Ontology annotation, cellular component: intracellular membrane-bounded organelle; membrane. Gene Ontology annotation, molecular function: ATP binding; ATP hydrolysis activity; P-type calcium transporter activity. The transcript has 2 exons.